AUGCUCUUGUCGCAGGAGUUUGUCCUUGAGCGGAUCCACAACUCUCAACCGCAUCAUUCCGGACUCCUGGCAAAGCUACAGAGCAAUUCUGCGGACCUAACUCGCAUUAAAAUAGCCACAGAAUGCAUGGAUUACAUGGCUGCAGGCAUCGAGACCACCGGUGACAGUCUCUGUUUCUUGAUGCAUGAGCUGUCGCUACCUCGCUCCCAGCAUGUCCAGCAACAACUUCGCGAGGAGUUUCUACAAAACCCCCUUGGCAAAAUUGACGAGCUACCGUAUCUUGAUGCCGUGGUGAAAGAGGGACUCAGGCUAUUUGCUCCUAUCCCGAUGAUCCUCCCCCGAGAUGUGCCUGGGAACGGUCGAACAAUCGAAGGAUAUUCACUUCCCGCUGGCUCAAUCGUCAGCUGUCUGGAGGCACAAGGCGAAUUGGAGCGAAAUCGAUUACUCUUUGCCUUUGCCGCUGGCGGUCGAGGUUGCAUUGGAAAGAAGUAUGUCUCAUUACGCCCAAAGCAUCAGACUUGUCUGCUUGUUUUCCGUGAAGUGGCAGCUUUAGCUGAAAGCUAA
Messenger RNA from Aspergillus melleus, 564 nucleotides. RefSeq lists its product as uncharacterized. Gene Ontology annotation, molecular function: heme binding; iron ion binding; oxidoreductase activity, acting on paired donors, with incorporation or reduction of molecular oxygen. Bases 1 to 564 code for a protein of 187 amino acids. The transcript has a single exon. NCBI's taxonomy places the organism in Eukaryota, Fungi, Ascomycota, Eurotiomycetes, Eurotiales, Aspergillaceae. The record is from RefSeq and is a predicted model, not a curated record.